Molecule: messenger RNA, 4188 nt
Organism: Saccharomycopsis crataegensis
Lineage: Eukaryota; Fungi; Ascomycota; Saccharomycetes; Ascoideales; Saccharomycopsidaceae
Product: Ede1 protein
Exons: 2
Coding region: 1-4188 (1395 amino acids)
Biological process (GO): endocytosis; endosomal transport
Cellular component (GO): cytoplasm; plasma membrane
Molecular function (GO): calcium ion binding; protein binding
Source: RefSeq, a predicted model, not a curated record
AUGGCUGAAGCUAAUGCAGGUAGACUCCCUAGCUCUUUCCAGCUUCCUACCCCCGAGGAAAAGGUUCUUUAUUCUAAGAUCUUCAAAUCUUUAGACCAAGAGAAACUUGGCCUUGUCACUGGUGAAGUUGCUGGCUUGACUUUCGAGAAGAGUGGAUUAGACUCACAAACUUUAUAUCAAAUUUGGGAAAUAUCAGAUGCUCAAGGCAAUGGGUUCUUGAAGCAGUUGGACUUUAUCAGAGCUUUGCGUUUAAUUGGACACGUUCAGAGUGGCAAGGCUUUAGAUGCCAAUCUUGCUAAUAUUCCAGCUCCAGCUCCAAAGUUUCAAGGAUUGAAUUAUGGAAUGUCUCCAGUAACUACAGGUUUACCAUCACAAGGAACAGGAUCCAGCUUGCAAAAGCAUUACACCAGCUCAUCUUUGCAAUCUACAGCGCAAUUACCUCCUGUGACACCAGCCGACAUCUCGAAGUUUAUCCAGUUGUUUAACAGACACGUUCCUUCUUCGUACCCUUCGAUAUCUGGUAUGGAGGCCAGGGAGAUUUUCCUCAAGGCAAAAUUGCAAGAAAAUAUCUUGGGUCUUAUUUGGAAUGCUUGUGAUAGAGGCGCCAAGGGUAAUUUGAGCAAAGAUGAAUUUUGUUUGGCGAUGUUUUUGAUCCAGGGGAUGUUGCGAGGUAGUAUCAAACAAGUACCAACCUCUGUGCUGGAAACCACUUGGUCUCAAAUCAAUCAAAUAUUGGUGUCUAUUAAUUACGGUAAUAAUAUCCAACAACAAAACUCUAUUCAGCAACAAUCUACCGGUAAUUUAUUAGGCUUGGAUUCCGAAAUUUCCCAUGGCGCUGCCAUCAAGCCGGUUAUCCAAACCAUCCCUGAAGCAAGAUCAGUGCAAAUUUCUGAACUGCCUAAAGUGACACACUCUAGUGCAAUUCCACAAAUUGAACAAGGAUCAAUCCAACCUUUAUCUUCUGGGGCAUGGACAAUUUCCCCGCAACAAAAGCAACAAUUUGAUCAACUUUUUGAUUCGUUGGAUAAGUCACACAAAGGAACUUUGGGUCCAAAUGAGGUUGCGUCAUUUUUGAUGUCCUCAAAAUUGAGUCAGGAUGAUUUGGCCAAUGUUUGGAACUUGGCUGAUUUGAAAAAUUCGGGCAUAUUCACUAAAGUGGAAUUUGCCAUUAGUAUGUUUUUGGUCCAGAAAAGAUUAAGAGGAGAAAAUCUUCCGGUUGCAAUUCCUCAAGAACUACUUUCUAGCGUUAACGGUCAAGACAUUGCUGCAACACAAAAGUCAACCGGGUUCGCCGCUGUUGCUAGUGCAGCUCCACCAAAACCGCCCCAGGUACGUCAAUCUUCUAUGAAUGAUUUGGCCGAUAUUUUUGGGUCUUCGCCACAGGCUCCACCGGCAAACUUACAGCGUUCUGCAUCUGUUCAAGUUAGCAACACCGGUGGCUCUCAAAGCUCGUUCUCUAGCGGACCAGGUGCGUCAAGAAGGUUCAAGCCAACCUCUAGUUUUGGUCAACAAAUUGUUCAUCAACAAGAGGUUAAUGAAGUGCAAAAGACCUCUUUAUUGCAAUUAGACGAAGCCAAGGAAGAUGAGGACGAUAGCGGUGAUGAUAGUGAUAUCAACUAUUUUUACAAGUCUUAUAAUGAUAAGAGAACCGCUCCCCCAAUUCCCACUUCUACGAAGCCAAAUUAUGACAUUUUGAAGGAUCUCUCUGUUCCUGGAGGGUCCCAACCAGUUGUUGCACCAUCAGUUGCCCCACCACCACCAGCUGCCCGUGGUACUAUUAACGAUAAUAAUCGCGCCUUGCAAUCUGAAUAUGAUACAAUCAGCAAUGAAAUUGUUUCUGAACAUGUGGAAACCUCCAAUACUAGUGCCCAAAUCAAGUCGAUGGAAGCUCAAAGCACUGAGUUAAAAUCAAUGAUUUCAAAGGCUAAAACUCAAUUGGCAGCUGCUCAGGAAGCUAAGAGUAAUUUUGAAAGUAGAUUACAACAAGCCAAGGCUUUAUUGGAAGAAGAAACCCAGCAAUACGAUGGUAUCAAAAAGUCUGUUAUUGAAUCUCAACAAGAAAACGAAGAACUUAGACAAAAGUCAUCAAUCUUGGAGGCAGAAUACAACAACCAUCAAGCUGAGUAUCAAAACUAUCAAGCUCAACUAACUGAAAAGCAAAAUGAAAACGCUGUCUUCAAGGAAAAGUUGGGUACCAUGACUGCAGAAAAUAAUGAUUUGCUCAAAAGAUUAGAGAACAUCAAGAAGGCUUUGAAAGAUCAGGUUGCCUUUAACAACAUUCAAGAGCGUCAAAUUGAAGUUUUGAAAACCAAGAAUGUUACGGUUGUUCAUGAAAUCAAGGGUAUAGAGGCAGAACUUGAAAAUUCCAAAUCUAUUGGGGCACAAAAGGAGGCCGAGGUUAAGGCGUUGGAAAGUAGCAAAAACUCUGUUCCAGUUUCUACUAUUAAAUCGAUCGACACUAGUGCUGAUACCACCAAUAGCACUCAGAAACUUGCUGGGGUUGCGGCGGUUGCAGGGGUUGCAGGUCUUGCUAGCGGUGCCAUUUUGCAUAAUCAUGCUAGUGGUGAUGACCACCAUGAUUCUGGUCGUUCUACUCCAGUGAAGAAGAAUAACCCAUUCUUGACCGGCUUCACCGCACCUCCAGGGGCCGAAUCUAUGCCAAGCUUAGAAAAUUUGACAUUUAAAUCUGUUGCUAGUGAUGACGCUCCAGUUGAGAAAACAGAAUCAUUACCUGAACCAAGCUUGGAUGAAGCUGCUUUCCCAAGUGAAUCAGAUGACAAGAAUCAGGGGUCACCACUCACUCCGGCCACUGGGAGUGAAAUCAUCAAAGCUGAUGGCAUGGAUGACGUUGGUGAUUUAGAGAAUUUCACCGAGUUCCCAACUCAGGCUGAUUUUGAAAGUCAAUUCGAUGAUAAUAAAUCUAACACUGAGAAGGAAACAAAUACUGUGGUUACCAAAGAAACUUCAGAUACUUCCCCACCAACCUCGGAUUUCCAGUUCGGUGGCAAUAAUCCUACCGGGUUACAAUUCCCAUUUGGCGGUAACACUAUCAGAAGACCAGAAUCGCUAACUUCUUCGGUUCAAAACAAUGCCGCCAUGUCGGUUAGAGAUGAAUCUGUCACUGAGUACCCAUCUUCAGACGGCAGCGAUCAUGAUGAGGCAAUUGUUCCUGAAACAUCAGCUUUUGCACCUCCACCGAUUCCAGCGCGCCGUGGUUCCAUUGGUUCUGAUAGUUCUGAGUCAAGCGAUGAUGAUUUUGGUCCUCAAGAUAUUGAACAAAGAACUUUCCGUGACAAUGAAACGGUUACUGGUGUUGAUAAAGAAAUCAAAAAUGAUGACGUUUCUCCAAUUGUGAUUCCGGCGGCUUCAAUUCCUGCGCCACUGACUAACAAUACCGAGUCAUGGUUCGAGAAUCUUGAUGGUAGUAAUGUUGAGAAAGCUCAAUCAAUGCCCGCGGAUUAUCAAAGUGUGCGUGCUAACUCCAUUUCCACCUCAUCUGAUAUAUUUAUGGAUGCCAAUGAAGACAUUGUUACUUCGCCGGUGACCCAACAAGGCUCAAGUAAGAUGAGCUAUAUUAUCAAUACUGGGAAAUCUAAGUUAGACAUCCAUGGGUUCGAUGGCAUGAGUCCUUCCAUUGAUGAAAAAGAGAACCCAAUGAACAACAACAACAACAACAACAUCAUUACCUCGACAAAUAAUAGUCAUUUAGCUUCUUUUAACGCUGGACCAUUUGACAAUAAUAAAUCUGUGAAACCUUCAUUGGGACUUGAUUCGGAUUUUGACUCGGCAUUUGAUGAUUUAAGUCCAGUGACGGCGGAAUCUGCAGGAGCGAAGAAUACCAUUGAUGAUUUUGAUGCGGCAUUUGAUGAUUUAGAACCGGUGAAAGAAAACAACAAGACUGUUGGUGAUUUCGACGAUUUGCAACCGGCGAUAGAAAAACAUGAUUUCGACAGUGCGUUCGAUGAUUUGACUCCAGCCAUGAAAGGCGUUGAUGAGUUUGAUAAUGCUGAUUUUGACAAUCUUGCCCCAUUGCAAGAUAAGGCAGUUGAAGCUGACAACGACAACCUUGGAGGAAACGAUUUAGAAUUUGAUGAUGAUUUCACCGAGUUUGACACGGCAUUAUCUAUCAAAGCCCAAAAGCCACAUGGGAAUGAUAAUGAUGAAUUCGAUAGUGCUUUCAACUUCUAG